This is a messenger RNA of Loa loa (African eye worm), 1150 nucleotides long. RefSeq lists its product as hypothetical. Lineage: Eukaryota; Metazoa; Nematoda; Chromadorea; Rhabditida; Onchocercidae. The record is from RefSeq and is a predicted model, not a curated record. The transcript is spliced from 3 exons. Bases 556 to 870 code for a protein of 104 amino acids.
GUUUCAUACUUCCUUUUCAUUUUGAUUAAAUGCAAAAUUCAUAAAAGCUAAAGCCAUAUGUUAACAUGGUAUUACAAGAAAAUCUACAAUCAUCGAGAAGGAACCGAUACAUGUUGAGCUUUUGAAGCUUCUUCAUAGCCCAAUACCGCUAAAUUCGGAAAUUUAUAGAAUGUAACAAGAAUGUCAAUGAAGAUUAAAUGACCAAAGAUUGAAAUGAUUAGUGUCAACGAAAAAACUUGAAUCUAGUUCGUAAGCUUUUUUCCUUACAUUUGUAAAUAGGAACUGUUUGUUUUUAAAAGAAUUAAACAUUGGCAAAGUUUGCAUGUUUGAAGUGAGAAAGUCGCAGAAAGCAUUAAGAAUAACAAUUCUUCAUACUCCAACUAAAUUUAUGGUUGCCUUAUUUACAUCCGUUUUGAUCUUUAAUAUUUCUGCAAUUCUCCAUUGAGUUGCUCGGUACUUGUACAAAUAUUCCGGGAUUCACUAUAAAAGCAGUCAUUCGGUAGCUGUCAGUACGAUCUAUUUACGGUUGUUGUAACAUUGUUCAUUAUCUCAGGUAUGAUGAAAUCUUCCCUAAUUGCCUUCCUGCUUAUGUCAAUGACAUUUGCGCAAGAUUUACGAGAAUGGCAAUCGCAUUUAGCCGGUUUAAAAGGAUUGGAAGUGCUGUCACCAUUUUUGGGAUCUAUCCCACAAAACAAACCAACCUCAGUCAGCAAUUUGGAGAUAUUAAAUUUCUUAAAUAAUGGACUGGUAGCAACAAAUCCUGGUCUGGAUCUUCUCAAUCAUGGACUUGGCUUUGGGAUGGCAGCUUUACGAGGACUUGGAAUUAUAAUGGAGAACAAUCGGCAAAAUCAUGACGUGGCACAGCAAUGAAAGACUCAUUUCAGAAAAUGGUAUGGUGUAUCAUUUGUACAAGAAUGCAGAAGAUGUACAGAACUGCAGAUUAUUUAAAGUCAAAACAUUAAUUUUCGCAUGCCAACAAAAAUACUUCGGUUAUUAAUGCUUUUAAGUAAAAAAUUUUUGACGUUUUUUCUGUCAAAACGUUAAGCUAAUGUCAGUGGUAUUUGCAUAUCUCUCAGGAAACAGAUUCAAUUCUGAAGUAUAAUGGUACUGUCGUGAAAAUGAAAUUGUUAAUGUAAAAAAACUGAAGAAG